Diospyros lotus (date-plum) is the source of this 2172-nucleotide messenger RNA. RefSeq lists its product as uncharacterized. Bases 203 to 1672 code for a protein of 489 amino acids. The record is from RefSeq and is a predicted model, not a curated record. Lineage: Eukaryota; Viridiplantae; Streptophyta; Magnoliopsida; Ericales; Ebenaceae. The transcript has 2 exons.
GGACUCCGGUUGCGUGUUUCUGACCAUGGCGUUGGUUGAUCUGGUAUGGAUAAAGCUUGGGAUUUUGGCUUGCUGGAGUUGGUACAGUUUGGCGUCUGUUGCGCCACAGUACCACUGGUCACAUGAAGACUUCUCAGAUCCAAAACAAAUUAAGGGACUUCAAUCGUGACUGAUUUCUCCAUCUCCUGAUCUAUGCACUGCCAUGGCGAAGGAUCAAACCACUGUCUUCAGUUUCAGAUACGUCUGCUACUUCCUCCUCCUUCUCUCUGUCUUCUCCUCCAUCUCGUUCAUCCACUGGUCUCACUGUUCUGAAGCUCGAAAUUCUCAUCUCCAAAUGUUGGAAAAUGAUGAGCAAAAUCAAGCAAUUAAUCUCCUUUCUUUCCCAUCUGCGUGGAACCAUCUUUCCUUUUCUUCAAAACCACCUUCAAAGCUCCUCAAGAUUGCUCUGUUUGUGAAGAAAUGGCCGCAGAGAUUUCACGCGGGAGGGCUUGAGAGGCAUGCUUUGACUCUCCACCUUGCCCUGGCCAAAAGAGGCCACGAUCUCCACAUCUUCACUGCCAAUCCUCCAAACUCACCCCUUCCAAAAUACCCAAUAAGUAAUCUCCAUUUUCACUUCUCAAAGCCAACGGCUGCUGGUUACCUGGAUCAAGCUUCAGUGUGGGCGCAAUUUCUGGCCCAGAACUCAACCGGGAGGCCUUUCGAUGUGAUCCACACUGAAAGCGUAGGCCUCAUGCAUACCCGGUCCCGGAAUCUCACCAAUCUGGCUGUUUCCUGGCAUGGAAUUGCUUAUGAAGCCAUACACAGUGACGUAAUUCAGGAACUUCUCCGAGAUCCUGCAGAGCCACAGGCAAAAGCACUGGCCCAGAGAGCUUUGAAGGUUGUUGAAGAGGUGAGGUUUUUCCCAAGAUAUGCUCACCAUGUUGCUACCAGUGAUCAUGUUGGGGAUGUCCUGAGAAGGAUCUAUAUGAUCCCGGAUGAUCGAGUUCACGUCAUCCUGAAUGGCGUCGAUGAGGGGAUCUUCCGGCCAGAUGGCUCCAGAGGCAAGGAUUUCAAGCAGAAAUUUGCAGUUCCAAAGACCAAGUCAUUGAUCUUGGGAAUGGCUGGGAGGUUGGUUAAAGACAAAGGGCACCCACUAAUGUUUGAAGCUCUGAAGCAAAUGUUCGCGGAAAACAUUACAUUUCGGGAAAGUGUUGCUGUUUUGGUGGCUGGGGAUGGACCAUGGGGUGGUAGAUACAAAGACUUGGGCACCAAUUUGCUGGUUUUGGGGCCAGUGGAGCAGGCUCAACUGGCAGGUUUCUAUAAUGCUAUAGAUCUCUUUGUGAAUCCAACCCUCAGAGCCCAAGGAUUGGAUCAUACCCUAUUAGAAGCAACACUUUCCGGCAAGCCAGUCAUGGCGACAAGGCUCGCCAGCAUUACGGGGUCUGUGAUUGUCAGCAACGAAAUGGGCUAUACAUUUUCUCCCACAGUGAGUUCGCUGAAGAGGGCUCUGUAUCAGGUUUGGGAAGAUGGGAGAGGAAUUCUAGAGAAGAAAGGCAUGGUGGCUAGAGGAAGGGGUUUAACGCUCUUCACUGCGACCAAGAUGGCGGCUGCCUAUGAGAGGUUGUUCCUUUGCAUCUCAUCUGAGCAGGAAAUGGGUAACGAUUAUUGUAGAUACCAGCCUUCAUCUGGUUAGAGAAAACAGAUUCAGGACCGUAAUUAGUCGGCAAAAAUUUACCUCCAGUAGGAGUGGCAGGAGGGAAAGGUUUCGGUUUCAAACUGAUGCAUCUGCUUUUCUGGAAACCUCGAAUAAAGGCGGAAAAAUGAACUCAAGCUGCCAACUCUUGCUACCCUUUUUGGGUACCUCCAAGAGCCAUUCCUUUAGCAAUUAGCUGGCGAAAGGUGAGAGAUUUUGUUUGUUUUUCUUUUCAUGAAUGCCUCUUGUUCUGAAUAAGACGUGAUCAGAUCCAUGUUUAACAUACAAAGCUCAGUAGUGUCAGCUGAUAAUUUCUGUGACUCGGCAACCUGCUAAAGUUGUCAUAAUCGAAGUUCACAUCUUAAGUCUGAAAUGCUAGUACUCUUCAAAUAAAGAGUUUGCUUGAAGCUAUUUUAGCUUUUAUAUAACGAACGUACAGCAUGGAAACAGAUCUAGACUUCCAAUCAUCCUUCUAGUGGACGUAGUGUAUUCAAACAGGC